Solenopsis invicta (red fire ant) is the source of this 948-nucleotide messenger RNA. RefSeq lists its product as uncharacterized. The coding region runs from base 4 to 519 and encodes 171 amino acids. Lineage: Eukaryota; Metazoa; Arthropoda; Insecta; Hymenoptera; Formicidae. The transcript has 3 exons. The record is from RefSeq and is a predicted model, not a curated record.
UAUAUGUAUAGGCUUUGUGCGAUGCACAUUUAUUACAUCGCAGAGUCACGCAAUCUCUCACGGAUUGCGCCAAUUCGCUUAUCCCCACAGUUUCCCCACUCGCGACAAGUGUUUUCAUUUGCUUUGGUCCACGUCGAAGUCGAACGAUCGUUGCGAGCCGUAGUAGUGUUGUAUCGGGUAUCGCCGCGUGAGGUAUUUCUCGCGAUCGAAUUUGCACGCAAGACUCUUUCUCUGAGGAUGUCGACAGACAUGAGGUUUUUAUGGACCGUUCUUCUUUGCGUUUUCAUCGCUACGAUUGUUGCGGUGCACGCCAAGCCCACGAUUUACAAAAGGAACGAGGACAAUGUAUUUGAGCCAGUAAUGGUACCCGUGUCAUCCACGGUAAUUCCAUUGCCCGUGUACAAAGUAGGCUAUGGCUUAGGUUUCAUAUCGAAAGAUAAGAAAGCUCAAUCAUCGUUCAAACCGGAAGGUGGCAUAAAGUUAAUUACGAUCAACAAGAUUCAAGAAAAGAAGAUUUAAUACACAAAUGGAAAUGCUUUAAAUUAUGUCCAAUAAUAUUUAUUGGAGACGUACGUUUCGGAGAUCAGCAAUAGAAAUCUCUGCAUUCUGCUAUUUAUCGCAUCAACUUCCUACAAAAUAUACGCCUGUUGAUGUUACUUAAUUAAGAAGCUCUACACCAAAAAAUAGACCUCUGUAAAUAUUAUUUUUAUCACCGAAAAUGUGUUUUGUUAUCUCUAAGAUAUUAAAUCAAAACUAAGCAGAGUUAUAUAUUGUAUAAUAUAUGUAUCGUUAUCUAUUAUACUUUAUAUCUAUUUAAUUGUGAUCUAAUGCUUGAAUGCUUAUUUAACAUGUAGAGAUAAUUUAAAACGUUAGUUUUUUUUAUCGUCAAUGAUAAAUUUGAUCGUCAAUACAUAAAAAAAAAAAAAAAACUAAAAAUAUUUGUGAUAA